ACUCCUCCCUCGAUCCCAUGCCCACUCAUGCGAUCAUGCGUCCGGACCGCGAGCAGCCUUCUGCAGGGCUGGCGGACGCGCUCUGCUCGCCCCAAUGGCUUCCCUGGGGCCCUUUGCAGCCUUGAACGCCUGCCAUCACUCGCCAGGAGCUAUGCGCAACCUUUCCGCCCCCAGUCGGAGCUGGAGAAACGCAUCGCUGAUAUCCCCAUCGAACGGUACCGCAAUUUCUGCAUCGUAGCCCACGUCGAUCAUGGCAAGUCGACUUUGUCUGAUCGCCUGUUGGAGCUUACAGGCACCAUCCAGCCAGGCGGAAACAAGCAGAUCCUCGACAAGCUGGACGUCGAGCGAGAGCGCGGCAUUACUGUCAAGGCGCAGACAUGCACCAUGAUAUACAACCACAAUGGCCAAGACUAUCUGCUGCAUCUGGUCGACACGCCCGGCCAUGUCGACUUCCGUGCCGAGGUGUCGAGGAGUUACGCCAGCUGCGGCGGCGCACUGCUUCUGGUGGAUGCCAGUCAGGGCGUGCAGGCGCAGACCGUUGCCAACUUCUACCUCGCCUUCUCGCAGGGCUUGACGCUCGUCCCCGUGCUGAACAAGGUUGACCUCCCUCACGCAGACCCGCCCCGUGUUCUCGAGCAAAUGCGAGAGACAUUCGAGCUGGACCCGGAAGCCGCGGUUCUCGUCUCUGCGAAGACGGGCUUGAAUGUUCCAGCGCUCCUCCCCACCGUCAUCGAGAAGAUACCUGCUCCCGUGGGCGACCUUAGCAAGCCUCUUCGUAUGCUACUCGUCGACUCGUGGUACGAUGUAUACAAGGGUGUCAUACUGCUGGUGCGUAUAUUUGAUGGGCAGGUGCGGCCUGGAGACACCAUUCGUUCUUUUGCCACUGGAAUCAAGUACAUUGUGGGCGAGGUGGGCAUCAUGUAUCCCGACCAGACACCGCAGACUGCGCUGAAAGCCGGCCAAGUGGGCUACAUCCACUUCAAUCCAGGCAUGAAGCGAUCACAAGAGGCCAAGGUUGGCGACACAUACACUACAAUUGGAUCUGAAAAACUGGUAGAGCCAUACCCUGGCUUUGAGGAACCCAAGAGCAUGGUCUUUGUGGCUGCCUUUCCCACAGAUCAGGACAACCACGAACAUCUAGAGGACAGCAUCGAGCAGAUCAUUUUAAAUGAUCGCAGUGUUACCCUGCAAAAGGAAUCGUCAGAUGCAUUGGGUGCUGGUUGGCGCUUGGGAUUCCUAGGCACCCUUCAUUGCUCCGUCUUUGAAGACCGCCUGCGUCAAGAGCAUGGAGCCAACAUCAUCAUCACGCCUCCCUCCGUACCCUUCAAAGUCAUGUGGAGAGACGGCACUGAAUCCAUCGUCACUAACCCCAACGAGUUCCCCGAUCAAGAUCAAGCCCAUUUCAGGGUUCAAGAAGUCCAUGAACCUUAUGUAUUGGUGACUGUCACCUUGCCAGACGAGUAUCUCGGUGAAGUCAUUAAGCUAUGCGAGUCCAAUCGUGGCGAGCAAAAGGAGCUCACCUUCUUCACUGCUACGCAGGUCAUUCUCAAAUACGACUUGCCGCUAUCGCAUCUCGUGGACGAUUUCUUUGGUAAGCUCAAAGGUGCUACCAAAGGUUACGCGUCUCUCGACUACGAAGACGCAGGCUUUCGCAAGUCUUCCAUCGUCAAGCUCAACCUCCUUGUCAACGGGCAAGCCGUCGAUGCCGUAUCACGGGUGAUGCAUACAUCGCAGAUCGAAAAGGUCGGCCGUCAAUGGGUCGAGAAGUUCAAAGAGCACGUUGAGCGUCAAAUGUUUGAGGUUGUGAUUCAAGCAGCAUGUGGAAAACGCAUAAUCUCAAGAGCCACCAUCAAGCCGUACCGUAAGGACGUCCUAGCAAAGCUCCAUGCGAGUGAUCUAUCACGCAGGAGGAAACUACUAGAGAAGCAGAAGGAGGGACGGAAGAAGCUCCGGGCUGUCGGCAGCGUUGUGAUAGAGCAGGAAGCUUUCCAAAAGUUCCUGGCCAAGUAGUAAAUUUGAUACCCAAUAUCUCCUCUCAUCGACUACCCUAUGC
Messenger RNA from Cucurbitaria berberidis CBS 394.84, 2053 nucleotides. Its product is annotated as translation factor GUF1, mitochondrial. Lineage: Eukaryota; Fungi; Ascomycota; Dothideomycetes; Pleosporales; Cucurbitariaceae. Bases 28 to 2010 code for a protein of 660 amino acids. Gene Ontology annotation, molecular function: GTP binding; GTPase activity; mitochondrial ribosome binding. The transcript has a single exon. Gene Ontology annotation, cellular component: mitochondrion. Gene Ontology annotation, biological process: positive regulation of translation. The record is from RefSeq and is a predicted model, not a curated record.